AUUGCUUUAACGCUCAGCAUUGUGGGCAGCUCCUCAUUGUAACAGGUUUCUUCUUUUCUGCGACGUUUAUUUGUUAUUAUCUGCAGUAACCCUGGGUAGCCUUUACACAGUAUUUACAAAUAUACAUAUGUAUACAGUGGAAAGUAGGAUGUUUUCAGCUACCGGAAACGCGGAUAUCCCCUUCAUUACGAAAAACUGGUCAUAAUUAGGAUGUUUGCAGCUGGCGUGCGGAUUGUCAGGGAUAGUCCUGACCUCACUAACCCAUCCCCUGUCCCCUCAGUGAAUCUGUCUCAAUAGCUCUCGUGUAAUCUUCUUGUUUGUUGUGCAUUUUCGACGAUGGAAAUCUGAGUUCGGCUCUUACUGGAACUACUGCUGUGUGUGUGUGAAGCGAGAGACCGGUGCAGCAAAAGGGAAAACGCCGGGGUUUAAGCCAUGGGGGGAAAUAAGAGCAAACCCAGAGGGCUGGGCCAACACUCUCAGAGUUUGGAUGGCACCGUCAGCAUGAACAGUGGGGGUAGCAGCAAUGUGGGGCAUCACCACAACUCGUGCCAGCAGAACUUCACACCCAGCCGGACCCCUGCAGUGGAUGGCUCACAGCAUGGUGCCCAGAACAUUACCAAUAAUGCUGAUUUGCCCUUGUUUGGAGGAGUGGAGUCCAUGACCAGCCUCACAUCACCUCUUCGUAGCACAUUAACAGCAGGAGGCGUGACUACAUUUGUGGCGUUGUAUGACUAUGAAUCACGCACUGCGUCUGAUCUGUCAUUCAGGAAAGGAGAACGGCUUCAGAUAGUGAAUAACACGAGAAAGCUGAACUGCAGGGAAGGAGACUGGUGGCUAGCCUGCUCACUGACCACAGGACUGCGAGGCUACAUCCCCAGCAACUACGUCGCUCCUUCUGACUCCAUCCAAGCCGAAGAGUGGUUCUUUGGUAAAAUUACCCGUAGAGACUCUGAAAGGCUGCUGUUGAGUAUGGAGAACAGAAGGGGAACCUUCUUGGUUCGAGAGAGUGAGACCACCAAAGGUGCCUACUGUCUGUCUGUCCUGGACUACGACAACGUCAAAGGGUUGAAUGUGAAGCAUUAUAAAAUCCGGAAGCUGGACAGCGGCGGCUUUUACAUUACCUCUCGCACGCAGUUUAGUAACCUUCAGCAGCUGGUCAACCACUACCGAAAGCAUGCUGAUGGUCUGUGCCACUGCCUGACUGAUGUGUGUCCAGUGCUGAAGCCACCACAGACUCAGGGUUUGGCUCGGGAUGCCUGGGAAAUCCCUCGUGACUCUUUGCGUCUAGACGUGAAACUGGGACAGGGCUGUUUUGGAGAAGUCUGGAUGGGCACUUGGAACGGGACAACACGAGUAGCCAUUAAAACACUGAAGCCGGGCACCAUGUCUCCAGAAGCCUUCUUACAGGAGGCUCAGGUCAUGAAGAAACUUCGACAUGAGAAGCUGGUGCAGCUCUACGCUGUGGUAUCUGAAGAGCCUAUUUAUAUUGUCACUGAGUACAUGAGCCAAGGUAGUCUGCUGGACUUCUUGAAAGGAGACAUGGGGAAGAUGCUGCGGUUACCUCAGCUUGUAGACAUGGCCUCACAGAUCGCCUCUGGCAUGGCAUAUGUGGAGAGAAUGAACUAUGUUCACCGGGACCUCAGGGCUGCCAACAUCUUGGUGGGAGAGAACCUGGUGUGUAAGGUGGCUGAUUUCGGGCUCGCUCGCCUCAUAGAGGACAACGAAUACACUGCGAGGCAGGGGGCGAAGUUUCCGAUAAAGUGGACUGCACCAGAAGCCGCUCUAUACGGUCGCUUCACCAUCAAAUCUGAUGUCUGGUCAUUUGGGGUUUUACUGACUGAGCUGGCAACUAAAGGCAGGGUGCCAUAUCCAGGCAUGGUGAACCGGGAGGUGCUGGACCAGGUGGAGCGUGGCUACAGGAUGCCGUGCCCGGCUGAGUGCCCUGAAUCUCUGCAUGAACUCAUGCUUACAUGUUGGAGGAAGGAACCUGAGGAGCGGCCCACUUUUGAAUACCUGCAAGGAUUCCUGGAAGACUAUUUUACCUCCACUGAGCCACAGUACCAGCCAGGAGAAAACCUGUAAAGAAAAUCCAGUAAAGUAGUUUCAUCCGGAAGCGGGGAAGAGGAUAAAGGCUUUCUGUACUGUGCUCCUUAAAGAAGAGUGAGUGCUAAAGUGACCUUUUACAUGCACAUUGAUUUCCAGUCAAGUGCUGAGGCUAGGUAAUCAAUAUUUUAACUGUAAAGUCGUAGAUCAUUUUUGGGAACCGCAGCAGGCUGGAUGAUGGAUGAGGCCAGAGAGAAUCAGGGACUGUGUUAAACUGCUCUCUUUAAAAAGACGACAGCUGCCAUGUGACCAUUCACUUGCACAGCUAAGUGAAAGAACAGCUGCUUUCACCGGUUUACAUAAUGAAUGACUUAUACUGAAUAUUUAAAAUCAAUUCAUGACAUAAUGUACACAACAUAGCAUUUUUAAAGUUCACAGAAGGCUGGGCAAAUCAGGUUCUACUGCUGUUAAAGACAACAUAAGUGUUAGGUUACAGUUCACUUGUGUAAUUAAAUAUAGAGGGAACCACAUCUUUGUUUUAACUCCAAUAUUAUUAUUAUAUAUUAUGUGUUUGCAGUUUUAAAUAGUUGACAAUGAUUUAAAGAAAAUGGUAUAUAUUGAUUUAUUUCUAACAAGCAUAUAUUUGUUAUAUUUCAGUGUUGUGGUAACUGACUAAGGCUGUACUUCUCCUUACAGAGAACAAAAACAUUGUUACAGUUCCUUGCACAGUUCUUUUUUAUUUUUUAACCUCAGAAUGGUUACCACACGAAACCCACAUUCUCCUCCACUGUAAACACAAAUAGAGAAGUUGUUUUUCUUCUCAUUUAACAUAGUUGUUUUUCCUGGUUUAGGGAAAAUAAAUCAUUAGCUUCUUCUGAACCAAUAACUCUUGUUGAAUAUACUCCAGAUUUGUGACUCUCACACUCCUCCAAACUGUUCACUCCAUUUAGCAUACCCUGUCACCAAGUCCUUUAAUUUUUCUCGAGAUGUAAAACUCGGCCAUCGGCAACUGGGGAAGACCCUUUAAGACAAUUGAUUUGAAUUUUAUAUUAUAGUUCUCUUUUACAUGAGGAUAUGUCUUAAACUGUCACAGUCUUCCAAUAUACAUCCAAUUGAACUCUUUUAAAGUUACCUAGAAGAGGACAUCCUGACUCCUGUUCCCUAUUUCCUAAACUGGGAUCAACUGGACAAGGACAAAGACUGUCAAACGGCGAGUGUUUUUGAAUCACACUAACAAGAUCACAUGGCAGAUAAACCAUUUAAUGAAGUGUUAGAGACCAAACUCCAAAAUAAAGCCUUUAAUACAGCCUUUAAAAAAAAAUUUCUCUCUGAUUUCUAUCCUUUAAUAUUAUGUUUAAAUUUUCUGAUAUUAUCCAAUGUUUUCUGAUAAGGUUUAAAUCUACUGACAAAGUCUCUUACAACUGUGUUUUUGCUUAUGGGAGACAGUUUUGUACAAUUCUACUAUAUAUAAAAGGUAUUUUUAAUGAUAUCAUUUGUUAUCAGAUUGUUUUUUUUUGUAGUUUAGCAUGAAUUGUAAGUUAAGAAUGUCAAUCUCUUCAAAUGACCAAAUGAUGUGGCUUUGGGCACAUGUAAAAUGUUCAGUGUUGGGGAAAGGCCCUUAUACAUGCUGGAUGGUAUUGUCUAGAGUCUUAAAAAGCAGGAAAGACUUUAAUCUUAUCUUGUGUUUAAAUAAUGCUAGGGCCACAACAUUUUGCUAAUUAUUAACAUCGCAUAUGAAUUUCAAAGGGCAAGAAUAUUAAUGCUUACGUAUGCUUUUCAAAGCCCAACAGGAGGAUUGCAUUUGACUUGAAGUGUAUGAAUAACUGAAACACGUCAUUCUACACAUCACUGGAUUUCUGUUUAUAUGCAGUGUUAUAUCCAGCCUUCUUCCUAAAAAUUUGCCUCUGAUCUAUUCUGUUUUGUGGCAAGUUAAACAGUUUUGUAGAAAUUGUAGGGCAUGUUUAUGCAUAAGGAUGGUGAGUGGAUCUGUGAGUAGUAAUAGUAUGGGAGUUAGGUAGUCACUCGUGCACUGUUUCCUAUCAUCUGUGAUUGCUUGCUUUUCUCACUUUUGAGUGCUCUCGUGACACUGGACAGUUUGUUGUGUAUAUACUUUCUGGUCAUGCUUCGUGUAAAUAGUCAUACUGUUCAGAUUCUUAUUUUUCUCUUGUGGGUUAUCUCACCUACUCUCAAUUCCCACACUCAGCUGGUUUCCAACUUUUCUACUUCAACCACUACUACAACUUCAGAAAUUUGCAUAAGAAAUCAGGUGUCUGUCAAAACCACACCAUUAUAUCGUCUAGAAUUUCUUCUUCACCAAAUUGUUCAGUUAAUAUAUUGGGAACAGAUUUGCCAGGGAGAUUUGAUCUGGGUUAAUGUGUUAAUAUGUGCAGUUGGGUGACGGUUAGUUAUUUGACUUUCAUUGAUAAUCAUGAUCACAGCCUUAUGUUUUCAAAUGUGUUCUUUUUUAACCCGCAAUUCUUACAUUUAUAGCAAAUAAGAGCAAAGAUUGCAAAGAGGUUUUUGUCUUCUUAAAAGGCAAUGAUGUAAUCAGCCUAUGCAGUUUUUACUCCUGUCUUUUUCACCUUUUUCCCCCCUUUGCUUACAACAUAUUGUACAGUUCUGUCAUUCAAUGACCUGGUCCAUAUAAAGAAUUUGCGAUGAGAGAUGUAUACUUCAACUGUUGAUACAUUGUUAUCUUUUCUAAGUGCAAUAAACUACGUUUCUAAAGUUUGGAUUUUGAAGCAAAUGUGUACCUUUCUGUCUGCGUACAUUGUAUAUAAAAAGCUUAAAGUGCAAAAUAAACCUUUCUAUAUAAUGAA
Molecule: messenger RNA, 4862 nt
Organism: Hemibagrus wyckioides
Lineage: Eukaryota; Metazoa; Chordata; Actinopteri; Siluriformes; Bagridae
Gene: src
Product: v-src avian sarcoma (Schmidt-Ruppin A-2) viral oncogene homolog
Exons: 13
Coding region: 433-2082 (549 amino acids)
Biological process (GO): cell differentiation; negative regulation of intrinsic apoptotic signaling pathway; protein phosphorylation
Cellular component (GO): extrinsic component of cytoplasmic side of plasma membrane
Molecular function (GO): ATP binding; growth factor receptor binding; non-membrane spanning protein tyrosine kinase activity
Source: RefSeq, a predicted model, not a curated record